ACCCCCCUGCAGGCCUCUCUCCCCCCCACCUCCCAGCCCAUGGUCUCUCAGCCCCAGCAGCAGCAGGCAGGCAGCACCGUGGUACAGAGCCCCUCUCAGACCCAGCUACCCCCUGGACCACAGCCCACACAGCCUUGCAGUAUGGCUCCACCUCCCUCCUCAAUGGGGCUCGUCUCUGUGGCACAGAUGGCCUUCAAUCAGCCCUCGGUCCCGGUUACUGCAGCUGCAGCCCAAGGGGCGGUGUCACCCAUGCAGCCGACCCCUGGGGGAGCCCUGGUGUCACCACAGAGCCCUAUAGCAGCUGCAGACUUACCUCUGCCUCCUGGGGCUCAUCCUCUACCUGGUUCUGUAUCUGUACCCACUCUGGUGACUCAUCCACCGCCGGCGCCCCCGGCCUCCCCUAUGCCGCCCCAAAUGAUGCCUACUCAGCCGCCGGUCGUUGUGGUGCCCGUCAUCAGCAUAGCCAGCACCUCCCCAGAGCCGCCAGGAGAUGCCCAGCCCCAGCCCUCUCAGACUGCUCCUCAGCCUUUGUCAUUGGAGCAGUCACAGUUACAACCACCACAAGUGCCCUCGUCCAUGGAGAGCGGUCACUCUGACGUGGCGUCCGGUCUGAGCGAUGGAAAUGAUGGAGGCAGACAAGAGGGGCGCUCCAUCAAGCGACACCAGCGGCGCUCAGUACGGAGUCGUUCUCGUACCGACAAGAUUGGCAAAGCCAAGUUGAAUGUACUAAAUAUAUCCAACAUGGGCGACAGGGUAGCUGAAUGCCAGUUGGAAACGCACAACAGAAAGAUGGUGACGUUUAAGUUUGAUCUGGACGGAGAUAACCCAGAGGAAAUAGCACAGAUUAUGGUCACCAGUCUUUUUAUACUGGAGAGCGAGAGGGAGUCGUUCAUCGAGCAGGUCCGUGAGGUCAUCGAGAUGGCUGACGAGAAGGGUCUGGAGAAAGAUGGAAACACCCAGAUUGUUUCCCAGAUAGUUAGUGACCUCCAGCAGCAACAGAUCCCUGCUAUAUCUGAACCGUUGCCAGGUAUCCCUUCCUGUGCAGCCCAGGUGGUCCACUCUGCAGGCAGGAGGUUUAUAGUCAGCCCCGUGCCUGAGUCCAGACUCAAGGACCAGUUCUUUGCUGACUCAGCGGCUGCAGGCUCUGCCCUACUGAGACAAGAUUCACAGUCCUUUAACGCCGGCCGUGCUGCAGGUCAGGGUCUGUCCCAGUCGGCCUCAGCGGUCAGCCUGCAACAGGCCUUCUCAGAGAUGAGACAGAAUCAGGGCCAGUACGACCCAGGACCCAGCACCGCUCCUCCCUCCAUCCACAUAGCCUCCCUGCCUGUCCUGGUCCCUGCUGCAGCCACCACCACCACCACCCCAGUCUUCUCCACUGCUCCUAUAGCCUCUGCUCUUAUCCCCCAUGCUCAGGUUCCAUCUGAGGCCUCUGUGACCUCCCCUCCCCCCUCAGUCUCCAUCUCCCCUCCAGCCUCCACCUCCCCACCUGCAACCAUCCACCAGGCCACCGCACCCCUCCCCACCCAGCUCCAGUCUGUUGCUACCCAGCCUCUCUUUUCCCAGGCCCCUCUCACCCUGCCGGUGACCCAACCCGUGGUCUCCUCCGUACCUAGCGUUACAGCCCCAGUCCCUGCCCCAGCCACCUCUGUGUCCCCCCCAGCCCCUGCUGUCCUCCCCACCUCAGCCUCCUUCCCCCAGACCUCUGGCCCAGGCUCCAUCCCUGGUGGUCCCACCACCUCCAUACCCACUACAGUCCUUUGUCAUUCCGCCACGGCCCCCCUGGUCAGCAGCUGUAGCAGUGGUAGUGGAGGUGGAGGAAGCUCAGAGCAGCUCCCUGUCCCUUCCACUGCUGUCCCCCAGUUCACCGCUACCGUAGUCCCCACCACGGCUAUCCAAGGCCCCCUGCUAGCCCCCUCCAUGGCUAACCCCAGUGCAGAGCUCCCUUCUUCCUCCUCGCCUGUAGCCUCUCUAGGCCCAGGGGCCACGGUCCCUACCCAGCCCACCCUGGUGCACACCCAGCCCCAGCCCACCCUGGUGCACACCCAGCCCCAGCCCGCUACAAUGCCCAACCAGACCCACGCCCAGGGUGGGGAGUGUGAGGCGGCCCUGGGCAUCGAUGACAUCCACGCCCUGGAUAAGAAGCUUCGUUCCCUCUUCAUGGACCUGGGCGGUGGUGGAACCACCCAGGCCGAUGGCUCUAUCGACCCAGCCGGAGGCACUGGUGUCCCGGGAACUUCUUCCCCAACCGGUCCCUCAUCCACCGCCAGCUCCACAGGCACCCCCCUGCCCCCCUCCAGCCUCCCCCUGGCCUCCUCAGGACCAGGGCAUGUCUCUGGGACCCCCCUCACCACCCCGGGACAGGCUGGGACCCCUUCCACCUAUACCCAGACUACCCCCGCCAAAGCACCUCUGUCUAGGUUACCGGUGUUGCCUGUGGGCUCAGAUCAGGCUCAGGCUGGCCCCCCUCCUCCCUCAGACUACAUGGCACCCUUCCCAGGACCCUGUCUAACUCAGUCCCAGCAGCCUCUGGAAGACCUGGAUGCCCAGCUGAGGAGGGCCCUGAGCCCAGAGACUGUCUCUGUCAGCUGUGUCACCACACAGUCCUCCCUCACUGGGAUGCCUGCAGGUGGCCAGCCAGUGCCUUUCUCGCUGGAAGGGGAACCAAUCACGUCGCCUAUUGCUGGAGGAUUCCAACUUGGACGAUUCCAGGUCUCUGUGGCUGCAGACCAGUGUCCCCACAAAAUCGAGAGAGGGAGCCCCACAAAAUCCUCCUCCUCCUCCACCUCCUCUUCUUCCUCCUCUCUCUCCAGCCCAGAGAACACACUGCACAAUGUCUCCUCCCCUCUCCGCGGCGGUAAGACCGGUGGGGGAGAUGUUGUGGACGGCUUGCCCUCCCUCCCCCACCGGACCGCCUCCCCUCAGCCCACCACCAUUGGCCGCUUCCAGGUCACCAACGCACCGGAUGCCAGGGUGGGCCGCUUCUCAGUGAGCCGAGCCCAGGAUGAGGCAGCCGAGGCUGUGUUCGAGCAGCCACCCGCUUCCCAGGCUAACGGGCCUAGUACUGAUCCUAGCUUGGCCACCAUGCUCUUCAGCCCAGAGGACAAACAGAGCUCCCUGCCCAGCCUCAACAACUCCUACAUGAGCUCUGAUAACGACUCUGAGUUUGAGGACGAGGACUUGAAGAGGGAGGUCAACCGGUUACGGGAAAAGCACAUGAAGGAGAUCCAGGCCCUGCACACCAAGCAGAAGGAUGAGAUUGACUCCCUGUUCGCCAGGCUGGGCAAGGUGCCUCCAGCCGUGGUGGUCCCUCCAGCUGUAGCCCUGGCCGGUCGCAGGAGACGACCCACCAAAAGCAAGAGCAGCAAGUCCAGCCGCUGCAGCUCCUCCCAGGGCAGCAAGAGCCCCCUGCAGCCAGGCAGCACUUUAUCUGCACAGAGCGCCCCCUCAGUGUACCCACCCUACCAGGCUCUCCUCCUGGCCCCUGUGGGCCUCCCCGACCCCAACCUCCACCCUGCCUCAGGGAGCCGACCACGGCCCCUCAAGCAUCUCGGCCCCUCCAGUGAGAAUCUGUGCUCUACCUACACCAGCGAAGCUACGCUGUCCGUGCCCAGUCUCUGUGCCCCCACCCAAGGCUGUGUAACGUUCAGCUGUGGGUCGGAGAGAGUGACCAUCAAACCAGGUGGUGGCAGAAGGACCCGUUUUCUGAGUACGCCCUGCUUGGCUCUUU
This is a messenger RNA of Salvelinus fontinalis (brook trout), 3727 nucleotides long. RefSeq names its product serine/threonine-protein kinase WNK1-like. Gene Ontology annotation, cellular component: cytoplasm; cytosol. Gene Ontology annotation, biological process: monoatomic ion homeostasis; positive regulation of potassium ion import across plasma membrane; positive regulation of sodium ion transmembrane transporter activity. Gene Ontology annotation, molecular function: protein serine/threonine kinase activity; ATP binding; potassium channel inhibitor activity. The record is from RefSeq and is a predicted model, not a curated record. NCBI's taxonomy places the organism in Eukaryota, Metazoa, Chordata, Actinopteri, Salmoniformes, Salmonidae.